CUUUUUCCAAGUUUUCCACUCCCACAUAGACACACGCAGGCCAACUAAACCUACGUGCCGAAAGACAUGUGUCUUCUCUCGCGCCGUGGAUAAAGAGGAGCACGAGCUGGUUUAACGCUUAACAUAGCUGCGAUUCAGCAUGGCUUACGUGUGUGUGUGCGUGCUUCUGUGCGCGGCUGUGCUCGUGCCCGCGGCUCGAUGUCAGUACGAGCACUACAGUGCGGAGAAUUUCCCGGACGCGGAUCUGAUGCCGCUGGACUCGGCCUACGGGUUCGCGAUGGAGCGGUACGGCGCGCGGGACUGGGCAGAGAGCGCGCGCUACUUGGAGCUUAGCCUGCGCCUCCACCGCUUACUUAAGGAGAGUGAGGCGCGCUGCAGCCGCGCAUGCACCGGGGACGACCUGCGCGACAGCGAGACCGACGCGGCCCUGCGCAUCACCCAGCACAUCAUCAUUCGCGCGGCGUGCGUGAAAAAGUGCAAAGCAGAAAUUCCAGUGUUUUCAAAAAAAUACCCGAACGCCGAAACUUUGGAGGCCUUUCGCACGAGGACGCCGUACCGGUAUUUACAAUUUGCUCAUUAUCAGAUGAAUAAUCUGGAGAAGGCUGUAUCAGCAGCACAUACUUAUCAACAGCGUAACCCAGGGGACCCGCUAAUCACCAAAAACAUGAACUUUUACAAAAGUUUGUUCGAUAUUGAAGAGUACUUAAUUGACCAGGAGGAGAAAAAACAUGAGACACUAUUCUUGAAGGCAGUGCUGCUGUAUAAUUCAGGAGACUUCAGCAGGUCGGUGAAGAUGAUGGAGGAAGUGUGUGUGGAGUAUUUUCAUGCAUAUGAUGAGUGUGUUUCAUCGUGUGAAGGAUCAUACGAUGUGCAAGAGGUCAAAGAUUUUUACCCAACACUUGCAGGUUUCUUCAUGGAGGUAAUGAGGUGUAAGCUGAAGUGUGAAGAGGAUUUAACUCCCAACGUUGGUGGAUUUUUUGUAGAAAAAUUUGUUGCAACAAUUUACCACUACAUGCAAUUUGCAUAUUAUAAAUUAAAUGAUGUCGUGAAGGCUGCUCCAUGUGCCCUUAGUUACCUGCUCUUUGAUCCUGAUGAUCAGGUGAUGCAGCAAAAUGUUGCAUAUUAUAAAUUUCACAGAAAGCAGUGGGACCUGAAAGAGGAGGACUUUAAACCCCGCCCUGAAGCUCUUCGUUACUUUAAUCAGACAACAAAACAAAAAGAAUUAAUGGAAUUUGCACACAACUAUUUACAAACAGAUGAUGAGGAUAUUGUAAGUCCAGAGGAAUCUCCUGCUCCUUCUUCUCCUGAUGCGGAGUUUGAGGGAGUUGGUGAUUAUGAAGAGUCGUUUCUUUCUGAGUGGUGGCAGGAACCAAAAACUAAAGGAGACACUGGAGAAGCAGAAGAAUGAAACACACACACAAACACACAAAGGACUGCAUGUGGACAUGUAUUGAGGAGCUACAAUAAUGCUGAAUACAGGAACUAUUACAUACACACAGCUAAAAAUCUAUCAGGACUGGCAGAGAGCCAUGGGUGACCCUCCGUUGUUGUUGUUGUUGUUAUUAUUAUUUUAUUGUUAUUAUUUUUGUCACUCAGCUGCAGAUUUAUUGUGACAAUAAAACUAAUACCUACAUUAUUUUUUAAAUGUUAAA
Clarias gariepinus (North African catfish) is the source of this 1652-nucleotide messenger RNA. It is a transcript of the gene p3h4, whose product is annotated as prolyl 3-hydroxylase family member 4 (inactive). Gene Ontology annotation, molecular function: protein binding; collagen binding. Gene Ontology annotation, biological process: peptidyl-lysine hydroxylation; collagen fibril organization. Lineage: Eukaryota; Metazoa; Chordata; Actinopteri; Siluriformes; Clariidae. The record is from RefSeq and is a predicted model, not a curated record. Gene Ontology annotation, cellular component: endoplasmic reticulum. The coding region runs from base 140 to 1408 and encodes 422 amino acids. The transcript is spliced from 7 exons.